ACAGAUUUGCAGGACCUCCAUAUGCUGUCAAGAGAGCCCUUACAACUUCUCUAUCUCUCAGCACCCAAACAGGAGCUUUUUCCUUUUUUUUUUUGUGGGAUAAUAUUGUGGAUUAUCCAUAUCCGCAGAAUAUAAGAGGACUCAUGUGGAUGGUGGAGAGGCUCCGCAUGUCAGUGGAGAGAACUAACCUGCCUACCUUAACAGCAGAACUCAGCUUUAAACUUGGUGACAUCAUGUUGGGAGAAAAGGCUGACAGAUCCAAAAAGAUUUCUCUCUGUCCUAACAUCAUCACCCCUGACAACAUCCCAGAAUUCUGCAUCCCCCCAACAAUCCUAUCCUUGCAGGAGAUGAAGAGUAAGGAGCACAGCCGAACAGCUCGCAUUGUCAAGGGGCCUCCCGGUGGAGGGCCCAGCCCUGAGACAGAGAUGGCGUUUCACGAGUCGCUCAACCCACACAUUAUUCAGGUAGAAAGUGUGGAUGAGGGCCCCUGUGAUGGCUGCAGUGAUGAAGAGAGCACCAAUGCAGAUCCUCAGAGCCAGGCUGCCUUAUCCCUUCCACACCUGGCCAAAGCCCAAACCAGCUAUGGCUUUUGCACCUUACUAGAGAGCCCCCACACCAGGAGAAAGGAGUCAAUUUUCCACUCUGAUCCAGGCUCCUCUCCCCUGCUGCUGCCCAGAAGUCGAUCCAGCAUGUGUUCCAAACUCACCCCCUCCACCUCGCCCUGCUCCUCUCCUUCUUCCUUCAGCCUUAACAGCCUGACCUCCAGGCUUUCCCCAAGAGGCUACACCCUAAACUGGCAGACCACUCUAGACAGUGAUACCACUUCCUCUACUGAAUCCUCUCCUUUCAGCUCGCCGCUGCUGGCCAGGUGCCCUGCCAAGUCUUCUCUCUUCAAAGCGCUGAGCCAUGAACUGCUCUUGUCAAGGAACAUAAGGAAAGCAAUGGUGUCUAGGAACAAUUCCCUGUCCACAGAUGAAGGCAGCUCCACCGACAACAGCCCCAAUGUCAUGAGGAGGGCAUCAGAGGGGUUAGGUAAAGGCCUGCCCAGCAGCUGCAGCUUGGCACCACCCACCAUCUUCCCCAUGGACUUGAUUCUGCAUAGAGAGAGGGCCAUGAAGGAAAAAACAGUGCCUAUUGGAAAAGACGGCAGUCUGAGACUCUCAGCAGAAUACUGUCCAGAUAACCAAAGACUGCGAGUUCGACUCAUCAGUGCAGAGGGCCUUUAUCCUCUGUCUGUAGACUCCAAGAUUAUUAACUGUAGUGUCAGCCUGUCUCUGAUUCCUGGAAAAAUCCAGAAGCAACGCAGCACAGUCAUCAGAAAGAGCCGUAAUCCAAUCUUCAAUGAGGAUUUCUUCUUUGAUGGUAUCUCAGAGGAAGACCUCGGCCAGCGGUCCCUUCGCUUUAAAGUAGUGAAUAAAAUGUCCACUCUGAAAAGAGACUAUCUUCUCGGUGAUUGUGAUUUGACUCUUUCAAGCAUUGUAACAUUAUAA
This is a messenger RNA of Archocentrus centrarchus (flier cichlid), 1490 nucleotides long. It is a transcript of the gene c2cd4a, whose product is annotated as C2 calcium dependent domain containing 4A. The coding region runs from base 144 to 1490 and encodes 448 amino acids. Lineage: Eukaryota; Metazoa; Chordata; Actinopteri; Cichliformes; Cichlidae. The record is from RefSeq and is a predicted model, not a curated record. The transcript is spliced from 2 exons.